CGGCGGGCCGCUCUGUGAAGGAGAAGGUUCUGGAAGAGGCUGGGCCGGGACAAGGUGGAGCCGGGAUCUCUCUGCGGGAGCCCGGCAGUUGCGGCCAUGAGGCCAUGGGCGGUGGUGCUGGCCUUGUGGGUGGUGCUGAGGCCUGCGGCAGGGCGACAACGCCUCCUGCCGGCCAUCACAGAUACCGCCUUCAUCAAGGAGUGCGUGCGCGGCCACAAUGACUUCCGCUCCAAAGUCCAGCCAGAGGCCAGCAACAUGCGGUACAUGACUUGGGAUGCAGCUUUGGCAAGGACUGCAAGGGCGUGGGCAAGAAAAUGUGUUUUUGAACAUAAUGUAUACUUAAAGGAGAGAUAUCAGUGCCAUCCUCAUUUCACAUCUAUUGGAGAGAAUAUUUGGGUUGGAAGUGUUCAAGCAUUUAAUGUUACUGGUGCCAUUAAAUCGUGGUAUGAUGAGGUCGCGUUCUAUGUCUUUAAUGUGGAUGUAUGUUCUAAGUUCUGCGGUCAUUACCUUCAGGUCGUUUCGGACUGUUCAUAUAAAAUAGGCUGUGCUGUUGCUCCAUGUAACAAAAUCGGAAGAAUACGAAAUGCAGCAAAUUUUGUUUGCAACUAUGCACCAAGUGGUAAUUUGCAAAGAAGACCAUAUAUAGAAGGAAGAGCAUGCAGUCAUUGUGCAAAUGACACCUGUGAAAAUAAACUGUGUAGAAAUACAGAACGUGAUAAACUUACCUAUUAUUCAGGAUGGCGACCUGCUUGGGAGUUCAGCAUCACAUGCGAUGAGGCUUGUGUCAGUCUUGUGGUUUUGAGAACAGUACUGUUAGUUCUUGCUUUUGCCUGUGUUUAUUUUACAAGAGGCUACUUUACAGACAUGCCUAUAAACACCUAAUUGGAUUUGAAACACAUAAUAUCUUCUGAAGAUACUUGCUAACGAAAUAAGCAAAAAUGUCAUACUGAUGUGACAUUAAUGACAACUUUCUUUGACAGUAAUUUUGUUCCUAUUAUUUUAUGCUCCUUAGAGAAAGCUAACAUGCCAAAAAAAAAAAAGUGAAACUGUAUGUGGGUAAAAUCCAUAUUGGGAAAAUAUUAAGCUAAAGAUGGUAUCUGGUAAGGUUUGGAGCAUUUAAUUUUUAAAUACAAGAUUUCCCAAAACUGU
Pezoporus occidentalis (night parrot) is the source of this 1149-nucleotide messenger RNA. RefSeq names its product GLIPR1-like protein 2. Lineage: Eukaryota; Metazoa; Chordata; Aves; Psittaciformes; Psittacidae. The transcript is spliced from 6 exons. The coding region runs from base 97 to 882 and encodes 261 amino acids. The record is from RefSeq and is a predicted model, not a curated record.